AUGGGACCGCUAGUUCGAUUUCUCUGCCAGGGUGAACUUCCCGAAGACCGAGCUGAGUCCAGAAAACUGCAACGUAAAGCAGCUCGAUACGUUCUCUGGGACAAUCUCCUGUACAAGAGGUCAUACCUCGGCCCGUGGUUCCGGUGUAUCACACCAGAAGAGGGCCAAAGGGUCAUUCAGGAUAUACACGAGGGACUCUGUGGUGCUCACGUCGGCUACAGGAUGCUCGUCAAAAAAGCUCUGUUGCUAGGAUAUUUCUGGCCCACCAUGAGGGUAGAUGCCCAGAUCAUGGUCUUUAGCUGUCCUGCUUGCCAGCACCACGCCCCUGAGCACCAUCAGCCGACGAACCUCAUGAUUCUCAUCACCUCGCCAUGGUCAUUCGAACAAUGGGGGACUGAUAUAAUCGGGCCAUUCCUCAGAGCCCCAGGCAAUUUUGCAUACGCGGUGGUGGCAGUAGAUUACUUCACCAAAUGGGUCGAGGCCGAGCCUUUGAGAAGUAUCACCGGAUUAGCGGUUCAAAAGUUCUUCUGGAAGAGCGUAGUUUGCCGCUUCGGUCUACCCCGGGUGGUCAUCUCGGAUAAUGGAAGACAGUUUACUGAUAACCCCUUCAAGGCAUGGACCACCCCAAGGUCGGCAACACAAGAGACCCCGUUCUCUUUAACGUAUGGGUCCGAAACUGUGGUCCCAGCCGAGUUCAUCACGCCGAACCCACGAAUGCCCGCAUACGCUGCCGAAGUUAAUGAAGAAGAGCGGCGAGUUGAUCUCGACCUCGUCGAAGAGAAGCGUGAUAUGGCAGCCGGCAAAGUUGCCCUUUAUAAAAAUAUCUUAACUGGCAACUUCAACGCUCGGGUCAAACACCUACGGUUCAGUCCGGGAGACCUAGUGCUCCGGAAGAAUUCGGUCAGCCGAGCUGAACCACAAGGAAAACUUAGCCCUAAGUGGGAGGGACCCUACCGGGUUGUUGAGUCCAGCCAAAACGGAUAUUGUAAAUUAGCUUAUCAGGAUGGUUCUCGGGUGCCUCGAACGUGGCAUGCUGAGAACCUUAGAUUGUAUUACCCUUAA
Molecule: messenger RNA, 1062 nt
Organism: Coffea eugenioides
Lineage: Eukaryota; Viridiplantae; Streptophyta; Magnoliopsida; Gentianales; Rubiaceae
Exons: 2
Coding region: 1-1062 (353 amino acids)
Biological process (GO): DNA integration
Molecular function (GO): nucleic acid binding
Source: RefSeq, a predicted model, not a curated record